AACAAGAAUGCGACGUGGCCGGCGUUGGCAGCCGGAGACAGCGCGCCGGCCCUGAAGCACGAACCGUGGAUCCGGGCAGAUUGUGACAGGUGCAGAACUUGAACACCAACCACCACAUUAUUCACCAUCAAGUCAUGGCAAAGGCCGGUGACCAGUCUCUUUUUCCGUCCGAAAUGACGGAACACACAAUAAUCUAUCCAAGCGGUCACCUACGGACAGGCUGAGCUUGUUUUGAAACAGCAUGGCUCUCAUCCUGCCGAGUCCGGCCUGGCCAACUCCAUCGUGGAGCCAGUCGCUUCGUGGCUAAAGCGGCUUUCCAAUUUAUCAAGAGGAGCCCGGAAAAUCAGCGCCUCCAGCACGCUGCCGUUGAUUGGGAAUCAGUGCAAUCACCCGGUUACCUGAACCGCUCGCCUUCACCAUCCAAUCUGCAAGGAUGGGCGACUUGUCCGCUAAGGAAGAUGCACAAUCUGAGCCACCAUGCACCAUGGGAAUUUUCCCCAGCGCCUUGCUCCGGCGGACACAGCCUGUGUACCCCAGGUCUACCGCACGGACAGAACCAGUGAGAAACACUCCCGCUGUCCUCCACGCGUCAACAGGAAGAUCACCAAGUCCUCUUGAUGCAUGAUAUAGUUGUAUGCAGCUAUCGGGCAAACUCCGUCAUCUCUUCAGACGGGAAUAGUCACCACAGGUUCACCACCACGGCAUUGUUUCGUCCUUCAAGGCCAAAUGACUGGCGAACACGUCCUGAGCCAUCCACUUCGGCCCUCUCGUUGGCGAUCCCCAGGCCGGUUUCGAAGCAAAUUUCCCUGGUCGAUGCUCCAUGUGCUGCCGCGCUCGCUGAGGGCGCCACUGGUACCUUUAGCAGCGCCAUGCAUGGCCGUUACCCUAGCCGCAGCUCCUCUCCGAAGACUAGUUUGCACCUUUUCAAGCGGAUUGUUCUUGCUUACCACUUGCAGGCGAUCACCCUUGAGCUCAUCAUGUCCGAAAAGGUAGGUCGAAUGGAGCUGCUCAGUUGCUGCGUUUCGUCACCAGCAAACCUUGCCUCGUGCUCGCCAUGACCCCAGUCUUAAGGCGACAUUCGUCGCAUUGACACCGCAAGUGCUUCCCCAUGUGUUCAUUGCUCUGAAUUUGUUGCUAUCGUUAUCGUUACAGCUAUCUCUUUGAUGUGCGCAGCCUGGUGUCUGCUCAAUAGCUGUCAGCCCUCCUGUUGUUGUCGUCGUCUGGCAUUUGGAUAAAAGCCGCUCUCGGAAUCUACAAUAUCUGUCGCAGGCCGACGCUAAUGUCUUCGUUUUUGACCCGACCGAAAUGCUGCAGUCCUGACGUGGAGGUGUAAGCUCUCUAUCUCGUUCACUGUGGAGGACGUCUCGGGUGGUGAAAGUAUAGCCUGACAACAUACUUCCACAAAACAUAACGGCCAAUGAUGAGAUCAACCUACCUACUGGCCGUGAUACUGCUGGGAUGGGCCCUGGCUGUGGAAGCCUCGGGACUUGAUGCUGUUGAGCUCAUCAAGAAACAAGACACCGCUACAGCUACAGCCAGCUUUCCGAGCCUCACGACCGAUGCGCCUCCUUCGUCCACCGACACAGUAAUAUCAUCUGAGAGCAGCACGUCGAGCGGCGGCGCCGAUAAGACCUCCACAGACGAUGGCCGCUCAUCGGAUCUGCCUGCAUCAGCCACGCCAACCAGCCAGCCGACAACAUCGGCAACGAAGGCGUCCCCGGUCACUACGUCCAUCCUAUCGACUUCAUCCCCUGCAAACUCGCAUGCCACGGCGGCAGCCACAACAUCCAAACACCACGAAGAGUUACCUCUGAAGCCAGAAAUUACCCCGGCGUUCGGGAUUGCUGGGGUGUUGCUCAUUAUUUUGGGCUCGGUGUAUGCUUUGGUGGGAGUCAAGAGCAAAUGGGUGCAGAUAUCUCUCUCCGCGGGGUUCCUGGCCAGUAUUGCAACAACAGCCCUUCUGGUGUAUGUGAUGGACCCUCCGGUCAAGAACACCAUCCAAGGCGGCUACUUCGUGGCAAUUGUCAUGACAGGGGUCAUUUUCGGAGCCGGUGCUCUCGUCUUCAAAGAAUUCACUGAAGGCUUGGGCUGUCUUCUUGGGGGUUAUUGCUUCAGUAUGUGGCUUCUCACCCUGAAGCCUGGCGGGCUUAUUACGAGCGCGAUUGGAAAAGGCGUAUUCAUCGGUAUAUUUUGUCUCAUUGCCUGGGCUGUCUCCUGGACCCGAUAUACUCGACCUUACGGUUUGAUCGGGUCUACCUCAUUUGGAGGAGCCACCGCCUUCAUACUUGGGAUCGAUUGCUUCACCAAAGCUGGGAUGAAGGAGUUUUGGAUCUAUAUUUGGGAUCUUAAUGACAACCUCUUUCCUCUCAACACCGAUACCUAUCCUCAGACGCGUGGCAUGCGGGUUGAGAUCGCUGUCGUGGUUAUCGGCACCAUUAUCGGCCUACUAUCACAGAUCAAACUUUGGAAAGUCAUCAAGUCCAGACAAAAGGAACUGGAGGUCCUGCGGCGAGAUGACGACCUCAAUAAUGAUGCCAUUGAGGCUGCCCUGGGUCGUCACCUCCAACGGCAGAACGAGAGGGAGAAGUCGGUAUGGGAGCGACAGUACGGCGACCGACUCCAAAGCCAACGCAACACCAUUCUCUGGCAAAAUGCUCACCCGGAAAAGCAGCAUCCACUUGUGUCAGUAGUAACAGUUCCGCCAGGACCAACCACUCCUCCUGAAGAUGUGGAAAUGGAGGUCAUUAAGUCGAAGACUGUCUCGUCUUCUGGGUCGAAACGCAAUCGUCACCGCUCGGUCAUUGUGGAUGUCAUCGAGGAAGUGGAGGAAGAUCCGGAAGAGAAUGCUGCGAAAGAACGCCAGAAAGCACUUGAGGCUCUUGAGGAACGUGAUCCUCCACCUGAAGGAGAGCGACCAUCUGAGCCCAGUACUCCUUUACGGGAUCCCAAGCAACCGAACGAUGGCGAGGGGUAUUCCGGAGUCGGUAUCGCUGUUGACCCUGUCGAGGUUGAGGACCCUUCCCGAGUAAAGCGACUGUCUCGGUCAGCAAUGUCUGGCCUAACCAAACGCCUUAGCCCGACCAACAACAUGGCUUCCAAAUCACGGGAGUACUUGUUGAGCGCCAAUGCCGAAAGACCACAGAGCAGAGCAUCCUCAGCCGCGGCGACUGUGGAUACGGACAAUGAAGACUUGGACGUGAGCACGCUGGAUGACGGCGUCGAAGAUGGCAGACGCACCCCAGACACGCCGCCAGAGAUUAUCGUCUCACCGGCCACGCCCACGCCCAAAGCGAAUUGGACUGUGACCCAACUGUCACCACGCCACCAACAGGACCCAGUUGUCGAAGAGGAGAUAUCCAAUUUCCAAAGUACGUCUGAAGCAUCACUUGAGGAUGUGCCUCCCCUUCAGCAGUCCAGUGCAGCCUCGGUCACGGCAAGUCUGCGCAGCGGGAGCACAUCUCCCAGCGAGAAGAAAUCAAAAUUAGAGGACGCCGGCAGUGGCAGUGGCAAGUCACGGUCUCAAGCAUCAGAGGCCACAGGCUCAAGUGCGGAGUCUCUGACCCGAACUGCGCUUGCCCAGAUUCCAAGCCAGUUAUCGAAUGUCGUCUUGUCCUACCGAACAAAUGAAUGGGCGAAACAUAUUGGAGUCGCUGACAUUCCAAUCUGUGACGAGCCGGACACACUUGAUGCUGUUGAUGAUGACGAGCCCGCUGUUCAUUUAGCUUCCUCGGCACCAGACGUUGAAACAGGGAAAGAUCCCAACACCAAAUCCCAUGUUUCAGGACUUUCAAUGGCGCCGCCGGUCAAAGCUGGUAGCACUGGGGUUGGAAUUACUAGCGUAGCAGACCCAAUCAAACGAAGGUCCUCCCAGGAGAAACGCAGAAGCAGUGGUGGACCAAUCCGGUCUGGAUCGAUUCAAUCUCUUCCUCUUCGGGACAACAGCAGAAGCAGUCGUCACAGUUUUCAUCCAGAGUCGCUGGUGACGACACCCAUUGACGAGAACGCGCCUAGUGAGUUCCAUCCACACAAUAGUAUCUCCAAUCCAAAUCGCCGUGCAUCAGCAGGGCCACGGUACAUUGCUCCUUCGCAAAGACGGUCGACAGCUCCACUACCGAACAGCACUCUCGAAACGCGACCUUAUACUGCUCAUGGCAGGGCAAGCGCCAGCACGUAUACCGGAACCAACGAAAAUUUCGUGCAAAUCAAUAGACCGUUGACUCAACAAGAUAGGGCGGCGUCCUACGACUACUCUCGACAACAACCGCGAAGAAAACAACAGGAUGCAGAUACAUCCCGACGCAGCGAUAUCGACCGCCGCCAGUCUCUCCUAGCAGAGUGGCGACUAUCGCAACAUUACCGGGCCACCAGCAGCGGUCUGGGACUCAAUGGAGCCUCGGUUUCAGCGUCAGCAGAUGCUGGUCGGGCCAUGAUGCGAGCCGAAAAAGAAAACCAAAGACUAAAAGAAGAAUACGAACGGGCUGCGAAGCGAGAAAAACAACUUGCCAUUGACCAAGCCAUGAGGCGGCCGGAUAUGCAAGAGCUGCAUCGCGAAGCAAUGCGUAAAAUGCAGGCCAAUGCGAAUAAAAAGCUAUUACGCUCCUCCAGCAACCAAAAUGUCACCGGCAGUGGUGGUGGUCCUUUUUGAUCUGGUCUUCAACGAGGAUUUACAGUAAUUUGACGCCACUGGGGGGACAAGUUUGUGCCCUGGAUACUUACAGUUUACACAUACAGAACAUAUAUACAGUACACUCCUUCGGCUCCGGCGACGGCGCUUAUUUUGGAGGACCUGUGCAAUGCAACUUCUACAGCGAAGCAAUGAUGAGAAUUGAAAACUUUCAAAUGGUGAUGGUGAUGGCCGGAUAAGAGGAAAACGCGCCCAGAAAUAAGGGCACCAUAUAUACACGACUGAGGGUCAAGUUCACAGGCCCGCUCAUUGCUUCUCCUUUUGGCGGAGAGAGACGUUCUUCUAGACGUCAAAAAACCUGGACCUGGAUCACGAGCUUUGGUUUUUUUUCUCCACUUCUUACUUGAACAUGAUACCCCUGGCUUUAAAAUAUAUAUACAAUAUGUAAUGAUGAUUAUGGCUUAAUCUUGAACCACACAGCAUCUGGAGAAUGAGCGAUAAUAAUGUACCCUCCAAAGACUGGAAGCAGAAAGCAGAUGAAGGUGGUUGAUGUCAAGUCCGCUCAGUGCCCACUUGAAAUGUCAUCAGC
Exophiala dermatitidis NIH/UT8656 is the source of this 5213-nucleotide messenger RNA. RefSeq lists its product as uncharacterized. The transcript has a single exon. The record is from RefSeq and is a predicted model, not a curated record. Bases 1418 to 4645 code for a protein of 1075 amino acids. NCBI's taxonomy places the organism in Eukaryota, Fungi, Ascomycota, Eurotiomycetes, Chaetothyriales, Herpotrichiellaceae.